CUUGACUCUCUCAUCCUCCCCCUUUCCAAUCUUGUACCGCUUUGUUGCCGAUCAGCAUGACACCGCCAGUGUCUGGACCCUUGGGCCGCAUCAAGGCCGUCCUAUUCGACAUGGAUGGCCUGCUCAUCGACUCAGAGGGCAUCUACACAAAGGUUGUCAACGAAGUGCUUGCCCCUUAUGGCAAGGAGCAGACAUGGGAGAUCAAGAGCCGCAUCAUGGGCACACCUGAGCGGAGGGCAACGGAGAUUCUGCUCAGCGCGCUCUGGCCCGACGCCGACGACGCCAGCAAGAUUGGCAAAGAUUGCCCAUUCACCAUCGAAAACUUCCUCGAAGGCAGGAACGCAUCGUUGGAGGUCGAGUUCGCCAAGGUGCAACCACUUCCAGGAGCUGUGCGAUUGGUCGCGCACCUCGCCAAGCACAAUGUGCCCAUCUGCGUAGCAACAGGCAGCAAGCGCAAAAAUUUCGAUCUCAAGUCGGCCCACAAUCACGCGCUCUUUGCCCCCUUCCGAGGCCGAGUCAUUUGUGGCGAUGAUCCUAGGCUGCAAAGAGGCAAGCCCACCCCCGAUGUCUUCCUCUUGGCCGCGCGCGAGGGACUGCAGGAGCCCUCGAUUGCCAAGGAAAUACGCUUGUGGGGCGCAGAGAACGACGCAGCGGGUCUCACGGGAGGAGAGGGCGAAAUUCUCGUUUUUGAAGACGCGAAACCUGGUGUGCAAGCAGGAAAGGCAGCGGGCAUGAAAGUGGUUUGGGUUCCCGAUCCUAAUCUCCGAGCGUUGCUGUCAAAGGAGAACGAGGAUCUAAAAGCGGACCAGAUCUUGGAAAGCUUGGAAGACUUCGAGCCAGAAGCUUGGGGUCUACCACCGUUCUGAUGCCGGAUUCUGACCAGCAGCAUGAGCUCAAAAUAUACUCUAUUGAAUCAAUCACUGUGUUCAACAUCAAACCUGCGAUCGGUUCUUCGACUGAUGGAGCUCGACUGGGUGUCGUGGAGCCAUGGCACUCGAGAGCGUGGUAGCCGCCCAAGAGUAUACUGGACGUAUCCAUGCGCAUUGUUCGCCAGUCUGAUCACGCACAUGAACAAAUCUACAUGCCCGCUAGAUGACCGAAAGGCCAGCUUCAAAACUGCAAGAUUUCGCUCGAUUCGAGCUGCUCAAGCUCGCCG
Ceraceosorus guamensis is the source of this 1156-nucleotide messenger RNA. Its product is annotated as HAD-like protein. Lineage: Eukaryota; Fungi; Basidiomycota; Exobasidiomycetes; Ceraceosorales; Ceraceosoraceae. The record is from RefSeq and is a predicted model, not a curated record. The transcript has 6 exons. Bases 57 to 866 code for a protein of 269 amino acids. Gene Ontology annotation, molecular function: phosphatase activity.